Molecule: messenger RNA, 3683 nt
Organism: Cylicocyclus nassatus
Lineage: Eukaryota; Metazoa; Nematoda; Chromadorea; Rhabditida; Strongylidae
Source: the annotation of a GenBank genome assembly
AGGUGAAUCAUGGGAGCGGCUGCAUCAGGAGUUUCAACGCAAAUGCAGGCGGAACAUGAUCCCAAUGCUAAUUUCCCAUGGUGGGUCCGAUUUCUCGCUAAGGGAGUUGGUAUUGUUGGUGGAUUUUUAGCGAUAUUUUUCGGAGCUCUUGGUCUUAUAUCGCUUUCGCCCACAUGUGUUAUUGCAGUAUUGUUACAGAUGCUAUUCGGUUUCUUGGUUAUUGCACUGGAAGCUCCUUUCUGUUGUGCGUUUGUAGAUUUUAUCGAACGACUUGCACAAUUCAGCGAGUCUCGAAAGCACUGGCAUAAAGCUGCUUUGUAUGGAGCGAUGGGGAUUGCGCCAAUAAUUAUGUGUUUUGAGCUGAACACUUUCCUUGGAUCUGGCUUGAUUUUCGCUUGUGGAACUAUCUAUGGAUUCAUGGCGCUUGGUAAAAAGGCUGAUCGUGGAACAAUGAUGGCAGCUGGUGAUCCAGCAUGGAGUCCGCAAGUGAAUCAACCUUCGAAUUUUGCGUGUGACUGCACAUGCCGCAUUUCAUGUGACGGCUCAGCUGGCGUAUACGGUCACGGGAACCACCUUUUUACUACUGAAACGGUGGAAGAUGCGCCGAUAAUUUUCCGGUUAUUAAGAGUGAACGGCAUAAAGACAAGAGUUAUGCCAAUUAUGGCUUAUCAGAAACUUGGCGAUAGUGGUGCAGAAAUAAGCAGUGAUUGUUUGUCAGAUGAAGAAGAUGGGCUUCUGGAGCCGCGGUUCAAAUAUCAAAGGAUUGAAGGACCUGACGCAAAACAGUUGAUGGCCACGCAAGUGGUAAGUGCAAUCACAGCUCAUCUCAAACUCAUUGUAAUCGGGACCCAAAUGGGCUACAUAUGGAUCAUGGAUCAUUUCGGCCAUGUGGAUCAUCAACACGUCCCGGUAAUUCGCCCGCACAGAAGCGCUGUGAUGAAACUAACUAUAGAUAGUGCUGGGAACUAUAUAAUGAGCUGCGGAAACGAUGGACGGGUUGCUAUCUCAGGAGUAGGAUGUGAUGAGUUGAAUUAUGUAAUAAACAUGGCGGUCAUGCCUCGUUCUAUAGCCAUAAGCCCAACUUUCUCAAAACCAGCCUCUGUACCGAUGUUCGUGAUCGCUGAAAGGAACUUGGCCAUUUACGAGAAGAAGUUCUUCAAAUAUAGGGAUAAUGUUAUUUUUUCUGGUGGAGAGAAGGAUGGUUUCAUCUCGCAAUGUUCAUGGCAGCAAUCACUCAUAGCCUUCACAAAUGAUGGCGGAACAAGAAUUUAUGACAGACUCUCAGAGCGAUUGAUCUCCCUAAUACCUCCAUCUCAUGAUAUUGAUCUUGCGCGUUCAUCCCAGUAUCCUCCUUCACAUUGCUGGAUAGAUGAUACUCUGGUGGCAAUCGCAUGGGCGGAUACCCUCACAAUUGCAAAAGUGAGAACAGUGGAAGGAUCGGCCGUUAGGAGGGCAGAGAUCCAUUUUUCGUGGCACCUCAGCAUGUUUUGUUCGGGAGUAUCCUAUGCUGUAGGAGAUUCUGAUGAGUGUCCCAAUAUCAUAGUGUUCGGACUGAAAUAUGGUUGCGAAGCGAUAGCUAUUGAUACUCCUUCAGAAGUGUCGGAACAAACUGUUAUAUCCAGCAGCUCUAGUGAGUCUAAAGCGGAUGAUGCAGUACCGUAUGUCCAGUUCUGCCUGUUUGAACCAAAAAAUUUCUCAUCUUACACCCUUUUGGCAGAGGAUCGUCUCAGCCUAGCAGCAAAUCAUUCCUCACAACCAUGUCAGUUUGCCAUGGUCGGCCUUCCCUGUUACGAGUCUUACUUUCUCGCUGGCCCAUCUGAUCUCGUUAUGGUGACUCCUUAUUGUGCGGAGGACACCAUUCGCUGGAGGGUUGAAAACGGAUUGAUGGAAGAAGCAUGGGAAUUGGCUUGCGACAAGCACGCUGAGCUCGAAGGUACCAAAUGGAACAGCAGAUCGAUAGGACGUGCAAUGAUUGAACACCUCAUCUCAUCCGGGAAACCUCGACAAGCAGCGGCUAGAAUGGCAGAGGUGUGCGGCACUGUCAGCACGGAGUGGGAGUGGGCCAUUAGUGCGUUUGAGCGAUCUCGUCUGUGCACUCUUAUCGCUGAAUUCCUUCCAACAAGUAAUCCACAGCUAGAGCCAGAAUGUUAUGAAACUGCACUUCAAGCUGCGCUAUAUAAUGACGUUGACCUCUUCAAGCGCCUCGUACAGCAAUGGUCCCCAGAUUUAUAUCGAACCGGUUUUAUCACUGGUCUGACGUUGAAACGUAUCCAGGAAAUUGUUUCGUCCCAGUUGGAGCCAAAUCGGUCUUCUCAAAGCGAUGAAAUUCAUCUCUAUCAGGCAUUGGCACAUUUGUACCUCCACGAAAGGAAGUUUGACUCAGCGUUGAAGAUCUACCUCAGUUUAAAAGAUCCGCAAAUCUUUGCUGUCAUUGACAAAUAUCAACUCUUUGAACAGGUGAAAGACCAGGUAUCUGAGUUGAUGCGUAUCAAUACGGAUCGUGCUCUGCGACUUCUUCUAGAUAACGAAGACAACGUACCGGCUUCUUUGGUUAUGGCGAAAAUAGCACGUCAGCCGAAAUUACAGCUAGCUUAUCUGACGAAGCUUCUCAACAAAAACGAAGGAGCUGAAUAUGCCGAUCAAGCCGUCCGCCUAUAUGCAGAUCAUGACAGGAAGAAGUUAAUCCCUUUUUUGAGGAAAAAUGAGAAUUACCACAUCCGGAAAGCUUUAGAAAUUUGCCGUCAGAAGAACUUCGUUGAAGAGAUGAUUCUGUUAUUUGGUAAGAGCGGCAAACAUGCUGAAGCUCUUGAUUUAGUGAUAAAGAAAUAUAAUCAAUUGGAUAAAGCGAUCGAGUAUUGCCAGGAACACGAUGACACUGACUUAUGGGCUCGACUGAUUGAGGAAGUGAUUGAAACACCCGCUCACAUAGCAUAUUUACUUAACCAUGCUGGAAGUAGCAUUGAUCCGCUUCAUGUAAUCGAAAAGAUCCCUCCGACUAUGCCUGUGCCUGGUCUACGCGAUGCUCUUGUCAAAGUCCUUCGAGACUACGCAGCUAAGGUCGCGCUGCAGUGCGGUUGUCAAGAAGCGACUCGUGGAGACGUACGCGAGCUUCUUACGCAGCAUUUGCAAACUCAAAUCUUGCCGGUUUACUACACUCUAGAAUCGCAUUGUUCAGUAUGUGGAAAGAGGUUGGUGAUGUCUGAUCCACGGGGUGCUGAGCUGAGGAUGUUUGGUUGCGGACAUAUCGCGCAUUUAUCCUGCUGUUUAGAGGCAGAAAGGAAAUCUGUUCUGGAGCCAGGAACAUGUUUCGCAUGUAGUGAUGCAGUUGGAGACGAAAUCGUUUCAUGAUCCCAAUCUUGCCUCACUAAUCAGUCACACUGUAUUUGCCAACAAUGGGUACAGCUUUUUAACUUGUGUAAUUUUUACAUGUGCAGGCACUUAUUAUCUUUGUACAUAAUGUAUAUCUAUGUGACUGCCAAUACUUCUAUGUGGAACAAAGAUUUCUAUCAUCAGACCUUGCAGUGUUUGCGAGUUUUCCUUCUAUGAAAUAAGUCAUAAAUUCACUAAAUUGUUUAUUAUGACUAUGUAUUGCUCAAAGAUAGUGUUUGAAUAGUGAAAGAAUUGUUGCCUUGCGAGUAUUGAGGUUCUCCAGUUGUAAGCAUGACUCGUGAUUUCCACCAAUC